Molecule: messenger RNA, 885 nt
Organism: Plasmodium yoelii
Lineage: Eukaryota; Apicomplexa; Aconoidasida; Haemosporida; Plasmodiidae
Product: PIR protein
Exons: 3
Coding region: 1-885 (294 amino acids)
Source: RefSeq, a predicted model, not a curated record
AUGAAUAAGGAAGUGUGUAGAAGGUUCAAGAAUGUAUGGACAAAUUUUACAUAUGAUUCGAGUAAAAAAAAUUAUCAAAUUAAAAAUGAUAAAGAUUUCAAAAAGUACUGUAAUAAUCAAAAUUGUGACAAUGAGCUCGAAAAAAUUAAUGCUGGAUGUUUAUAUUUGCUUAAUGAAUUCUUUCUUGAUUCUUCUUCACUUAAGAAUCAUGCAAAAAGUAACCUCAAUAUUGUUGAAUACAUUAUGAUAUGGUUAAGUUAUAUAUUAAGCCUAAAGGAAAAUACUAGCACCAUCAGCCACCUGCAACAUUUUUAUGGUACAUAUAUAAAUGGUAGUGGAAGUUAUAAACAGUCUAUAAAUGGCAUUGAAGAUCAUAGCAGUUAUAUGGAUCUUUUAAAUAAAAAAAAAUAUUUUUUGGAUAUAGAUAUUAAAAAUAUAUCUAAAUUUUAUGAAGCAUUUAAAUUAUUAUGUGAAAUGUAUACUGGAUUUGAUGAAAACAAGAAAUAUUGCGCAGAAUGUUCAGAAAAAGCUAGUCAAUUUGCUAAAAAAUAUGAAGAACUUAACAAAGGUUCUAAUAUUACUGAAGAUAGUCCCUAUUAUCCACUAUUGUCUACUUUAUCAAAUGAUUAUAAUAAUUUAAAAAAUAAAUGUAACGAUACUUUAUCCUUUCCAGAAAUAGAAACAAACAUUCUUGCACACACAUCUGGAGCUACAUCAUCAAGUUCUUCGAUAGCAAACAAAUUAUUUUUAGUUUUAUCGAUAUUUGGUGCAAUAGCAAUUUUUUUAGGAAUUUCUUAUAAGUAUUCGUUAUUUGGAUUUCGGAAACGAGCUCAAAAACAAUAUUUAAGAGAAAAAAUAAAAAAUAUAAAGAGAAUGAAUCAAUAA